AUGUAUCGUCUUCGUAUAAAAGAUAACUUGGAGGCGGGUGAUCUCGGUAAGACCUGGCAUGUUUCCCAGACUGGUCGUACAGACUCGCAGCUAUUGGCCAACGUCCCUGAUAACGUAGAGCAUCAUGAAGAGCUUCACCACAACGAAGUACAAGAACGCAAUCGGCCACCCUCUCCACCACUUCCUCCGCUUCCUUUGGAAGCGGCGAAAACCCAACAACAUUGGCCUGCAAACGACUGGCAAGUGGCGCAAAUCCCAGCCAUCCCUUCUUGGCAGCGAGUGUAUCAACGUCUACUUGAUUGGGCACUUGUCUGGUCCGAUAAUGAGCUCCAGCGGGCUCUCGCCAGCACAUUGCCCGGCGUACAUGUGGAUGAGGUGGCAUUGACUAUUUGGCUGACACAGACGUACAAACGCUACGUGCGAGCCAAGCAAGUCGAACACCCACCCGGUCGUGUUGAUAGGUGCUACGUUCCGCCCAACAUUGCCGAUGCCAUCAAUAUCGCCGUGUUCAAUGGACGUCACGGAGACGCCAAGGUGAUGCUUCGUGAUUUGUGGGCUCCAUUCGGUUUCGACGGAAUGCCGCGACUUCUCAUCGUGCUCGCCCGUCACCGCCGGGACGCUAAUCACUACGUCGUCCACAGGUUUGCUCUUCCGGAAGGCUCACUGACCACUUACGAUACGUAUCCAGAGAAGACUCUAGCCGAUGGCAGGCCCCUCGGAUGGUGGUUCGCUAUUCAGGCAGCAUGGCCUAACGCGAUAUAUCCUCAGCCAGACAAUCUCGUGCAGAAAAUCAUUCGCAUUAAUCGGCCAAUGCAACUGACCGUGGAUAACUCUGUUGCGGCGGCCGCCAUAUGGAGAAAUCUCAUUAUGGGUUCCAAGGCGGAACGGAGUGUCGACCUAGUUAGACUGAGAGAUCUGAUCAACACAGAAGUCAAGUCGCUCAUUGCUCGAAAGGAGCUUGGUCGCCUCAGUGUUCUUGGAGGCAAGUCGCAAUGGGAAGACAUUCCCCCAUAA
Messenger RNA from Cantharellus anzutake, 1014 nucleotides. RefSeq lists its product as uncharacterized. Bases 1 to 1014 code for a protein of 337 amino acids. The record is from RefSeq and is a predicted model, not a curated record. The transcript is spliced from 3 exons. Lineage: Eukaryota; Fungi; Basidiomycota; Agaricomycetes; Cantharellales; Hydnaceae.